Molecule: messenger RNA, 978 nt
Organism: Notolabrus celidotus (New Zealand spotty)
Lineage: Eukaryota; Metazoa; Chordata; Actinopteri; Labriformes; Labridae
Product: trace amine-associated receptor 1-like
Exons: 1
Coding region: 1-978 (325 amino acids)
Biological process (GO): G protein-coupled receptor signaling pathway
Cellular component (GO): membrane
Molecular function (GO): trace-amine receptor activity
Source: RefSeq, a predicted model, not a curated record
AUGACUGUCACUGGUAAUGUGUUACACCCUUGCUAUGUGUCAGAUAAUACAACUAUUGUAUUUACAAGCAAUGUUUCAAUAACAUGCAUUUUGUUGUAUAUUUACCUUGGUUCACUGUCUGUGGUCACAAUAUGUGGAAACCUUCUUGUUAUCAUUUCUAUCAUUUACUUCAAACAGCUGCACUCUCCUACAAACUACCUGAUUCUCUCUCUGGCUGUGGCCGACCUGCUCGUUGGUGUUGUAGUCUUCCCGUUCAGCAUGGCGUUCACAGUCACCUCUUGUUGGUAUCAUGAGGAUUUUUUCUGUAAAAUCCGGGGCAGCUUUGAUGUAACGUUGAGUACAGCUUCCAUUUUAAACUUGUGCUGUAUUUCUAUUGACAGAUAUUAUGCCGUAUGUCAGCCCCUGACUUAUAAAAGUAAAGUGAAUAAUAAUGUUAUCGGGUUGAUGAUCCUGGUGAGCUGGGGAAUCGCUGCCCUGAUCGGAGUUGGCAUCACAGUAGCAGGUUUCAAUCAAGGCAAAUGUGAGGGGAGUUGUUUGAUGGAUGCACUGAUAUCGACCACCCUGGCGUGUAUUUUUUCCUUUUACAUCCCCGUCAUUAUCAUGCUUUGUAUCUAUCUAAAGAUUUUUCUAGUUGCACAGAGACAGGCAAACACAAUUCAGAACACAACCGGUCAGUCUCUGAAGUCUGGAGCUGCUGUUAGUAAAAUGGAGAGGAAGGCCACCAGAACCCUGGCUAUAGUGAUGGGGGUUUUUAUCUUAUGUUGGACUCCUUACUUUCUCUGUAUCAUCUUUCAGCCUUUAACAAACGAUGACACACCAGUAGCUGUGAUUGAAACACUCAACUGGCUUACUUUGUCCAACUCAAUGCUCAAUCCGUUUAUCUAUGCUUUGUUUUACAGUUGGUUUAGAUCGGCUAUUCGGAUCAUCAUUUCUGGGAAGAUAUUCCAAAGUGAUUGUGCAAACACAAAACUCUUUUGA